Molecule: messenger RNA, 1504 nt
Organism: Macadamia integrifolia
Lineage: Eukaryota; Viridiplantae; Streptophyta; Magnoliopsida; Proteales; Proteaceae
Product: THO complex subunit 3
Exons: 11
Coding region: 70-1134 (354 amino acids)
Biological process (GO): mRNA export from nucleus
Cellular component (GO): THO complex part of transcription export complex
Molecular function (GO): protein binding
Source: RefSeq, a predicted model, not a curated record
CCCCUUGAGAAUCCUCUCCAUACUUUUCAUUUUAUUUCCCACACUUUCUAAAUAGUCAAACAGAGCCGGAUGGUCCGUAUAUGUUUUUAUUCUCACUUAGCGCUCUUGCUGUUAGUAAAUGAAGUGCAGUCUCUCCUGCUAGUUUUGAAAACCCCUAGUUGCAAACCCCAACGCAUAGCGGAGAUGGAAGAAACACCAAUACCAUUUAAAAAUCUUCACAGCAGAGAAUAUCAAGGUCAUAAGAAGAAGGUGCAUUCGGUGGCAUGGAAUUGCACUGGCACGAAGCUAGCUUCCGGUUCAGUUGAUCAAACAGCUCGAGUUUGGCAAAUAGAGCCGCAUGGCCAUGCUAAGGUUAAAGACGUAGAGUUGAAAGGGCAUACUGAUAGUGUGGACCAGCUAUGCUGGGACCCCAAACAUGCCGAUUUAAUUGCAACUGCCUCGGGUGACAAAACUGUUCGCCUUUGGGAUGCUCGGAGUGGAAAAUGCUCUCAGCUGGUGGAGCUUAGUGGUGAAAACAUCAACAUUACAUACAAACCUGAUGGGACACACAUAGCUGUUGGUAACAGGGAUGAUGAACUAACAAUAUUGGAUGUUCGCAAAUUUAAGCCAAUUCACAAACGAAAGUUUAGUUAUGAGGUAAAUGAGAUUGCAUGGAACACAACGGGAGAGAUUUUCUUUCUUACGACAGGAAAUGGCACCGUUGAGGUAUUGGCUUACCCAUCUCUAAAAAUUCUUCACACUCUUAUGGCUCACACAGCAGGGUGCUAUUGCAUAGCGAUCGAUCCAAUCGGAAGUCACAGAUAUUUUGCUGUUGGAAGUGCUGAUUCUUUGGUCAGCCUUUGGGAUCUCUCGGAGAUGCUUUGUGUGAGAACAUUCACAAAACUUGAAUGGCCUGUCAGAACCAUAAGCUUCAAUUAUACUGGAGACUACAUAGCUUCUGCCAGUGAAGACUUAUUCAUUGAUAUUUCAAAUGUACAUACUGGAAGAACUGUCCAUCAGAUUUCUUGUCGGGCUGCAAUGAACAGUGUUGAAUGGAAUCCCAAAUUCAAUUUACUGGCAUAUGCAGGAGAUGACAAGAACAAGUAUCAGGCCGAUGAAGGUGUCUUUCGAAUUUUUGGCUUUGAGAGUGCUUAACAUCCAGCAGAAUAUUACAAGAUCAGAGAUUGUUGGCAUCCGAAGCAACUAAUAUGAGUUCAUGUGUCACUCACAGCAGAAUGUCACAGCUGUGAUGGUUUUCCGAAGGGUUUUGUCUACUGUAUCCUCCAUUUCAUACUGAAUUAAAUAUCAGAGAAUGUAGAUGAUACUGGAUGAUAAAAUUUAGAACCUUCUUAAGAAUAGUCGAGGUUUUUUAACUUCGGCGCUCCAAGUUGCAGCGUCUCUGUAAUGCACAAAUGCACAAAUGCACAAAUGCUCAUAUUGUAACAGUACUAUCUGAACAAGUUCUGGAUACCCUAUGCUCCCCAUGCCCUUUGAGUUAAAUUGCAGAGCAUGAAAACUUUAUCCA